GGGCAGGCGCCAUCUUGAGAGAUGCGGUUGGAAACCAAGGAGACGGCGGGCGCGCGUGCUGGAGCGCGAGUGCGACUGUGCCCGCGGGGCCGGGGCCAUUGAGCUGUCUUCACACCGGCGCCAGGCUCUUGCAUAAAAUGAUUGAAUCAACUCAGUUGCGGCAGCGGGGGCCUUUGGAUUUUGAAUCGCAUUAUGAACAUUUGUGUGCUCUCCAUGACCUAGUUCCUUUAAAAGCAGUGAAGACUAACUUAAAUCGAGGUGUCCUGGAUAUUAAUGGUGAUAGGAUCAAGCUAUCUGAGUGGACACCAAUUUUCAGUUCCAUCAGUAUUAACAAGCAUUUAGCUUUUCUUGCAAUUAGGAGUUACUACCAGCCUGGUCUUGGAGAAACAGAGAGAUACAGCACCAAAACGGGCUUUUUGAAAACGUGUGCAGCUAUCCGUUCAAAAGGCUGUACACUUCAACUCUGUGGGUCGAUUAGAGACUGUAUGAUUGCUUCCAGUGCUUUAAAGUCCUUAGAGCUGCAAGGAUUACCUUUGAGGCAUGGUGAUCUCAUAGUAUUAACAAAGGGCUUAUCCAAGACAAAAUCUCUGCAGAACAUUUCAUUAGCUUAUUGCCCUAUAGGAGAUGAAGGGCUGGAAAUAAUUUGCAAGAGUUUGAAGAAUUCUGCAACAAUUAAAACGGUUAACUUCACAGGCUGCAAUCUUACAUGGUGUGGUGCAGAGCAUAUGACCAAAGUUAUUAAGUACCAAGCAACAAAAAGGCACAGUGAGGUUUGGGCAGAAAGUCUUCGUUACAGGCAUCCCGAUUUAGAUUGUAUGACUGGUUUGCGUCGUAUUACCAUGAAUUGUAACACGCUAAUUGGUGAUACUGGAGCUAUUGCUUUUGCAGAAGCCCUCAAAGAUGACCUCUGGCUGAAAGCACUUGAUUUACAGCAGUGUGGCAUUUCUAAUGAGAGCCAAGCUUUGCUCAAUAGCUUGCAGUCCAGUACAACAUUAAUUGUUUUGGAUGUUCGAAAAAAACCCAUUAUAGAUCGGUCCUUAAUAAAAUCCAUUAUUGAAAGAAUAUUGCUGAAUGGAAAUGGAAUGAACUCUGAGUACAAAUGGCUGACUUCUAAAGAACCUUCUAAACAAAAGCAAAGAAGGAAAACUAUAAUGCUGGGACAUGGUUUGAAAGGAAAAGCAACAAUUCGUAUAGGUACAAGGAAGAUUGGAGAGAAUAAGAGUGCUGCUGUCUCUUCAGAUUUUAUCCCAGAGCCAAUGCGACCAGGUGCAGAAGGGUAUGUGCCUUGGCGUACUGCAGCACGUGCAAAUCGAUUCAGGGGUAUUCAUAAGGAUUCAUCACUUCAAAAUAAAGUGAUUCAGGCUAGCAGUCCAGUGAAGGUAACAUUGGAGAGUGCAUCAUCUUCAGAUACUGAUGAAACGAUCUAUACUCCUGAGCAACUGUUGCAAAUGAGGACUGUGGGAGAUUCAUCUGAAGCAAUCUCAUUGAAGCAAUAUAAACGCUUAAAGGUGGAACUGGAGGAAUGCCAUUUAAGACUGGAGGAAGAAAUGAGAGCUCGUACAAAAGCUGAUGCUCGAUUAAUGGAGCUUGAGGUUGAGAAUACUCAGCUUCGGAACAUCAAUGUAUCACUGUCUGAUGCUCUGCAUACACAAUCAAUAACGGGUACCAUUCUUGAGGAUGAAGGUGUGCUUGAAAGCAUUGAAGCUUCUUUUCGGAAAUUUCAUGCCUUCUUAGAUCUCUUAAAAGAUGCUGGUCUUGGGCAGUUGGCUGCUAUUGCUGGAAUAGACCAGUCAGACUUUGGUUCUCUGGGACAACCUCAGUUGUCAUCUACAGUUGGAAAUAAUAAAACAAAAGAUAUCAUACAUCCAGAGGCACCACAAGCCACACAGCUUCAUGCUGCAGAUCAAGCCUUUUCGAAGCAUUCUGAAUCUGAAGUGAUCCCCAACACAGCCACAAGUCUGUCCAUUCAUCUAACAAAUCAAUCAGCUGACCUCAACCACAAAAAUUUACAAUUUGUUCACUCAAACUGUGAGAGAGAAUCUGGAGGUAAGUUUCAGAAUUUAGAAGAAGUAAUUGGACAUAGUGAUAAAACAGGCAAGCAACUUUCCUUGAGGAUGAGUGGUCAACUACAAGAACAAGUAAUGGCUCAGUUUUCAGGAAAAUUGCUGGAUCAUUCAGAAGAUGAUGGGUCCACUGGUUCAGGCACAUGUGACGCACACAGUGAGAGGAAUCCUAACAGCAGAAAAUCGAAAGAUGUUGUGAAGAAAAAUAAAAAACAAAGCCUUACUGUAUUUGGUACUGAUGGCUCUUUGAUGCCAAUGAGAGGGAAUAAACAUGAACAAAUAACUAACAAUGAAGAAUUUUUAAAAUGUGAAUUAAAAACAAAUAACACUGAAAAUUUCCAUUCCAUUGAAUCACACAAUAAGGCAGAUGGGGAUUUUUAAAAGUUAUUCUUGUACUUUGCCACUUUUUGAAAGUGGGUGAUGUAUUUAAGACAUUUAUUGGUCUGAUCAAUUUUUUGACAUUUAUAUAGUGGCUGAUAAGAUCAAAAUCAAUCCUUAAAUUUGCAGGCCUAUCAACUUGCGUGAAGAAGCAACUUAUUGUAAACAAGUACAAGCACCUGACACAAGGGCUAAAAUUUCUUCACCUGUGUCUGGCCUAAAUGUUAUCUUCGGAAUAGCAUUAAAUGAAAAUAUCGGAAGAACAAUUGAAAGUGGGCUGAUGGCCUCGUAUUAAAGCUUUCAAAAAGAACUGAUUUUAAAUUUCCCACUUUCCCAACAGCAGUUAAUUGGCAUAAUAUGUUUUGUGGAGUUAAAGAAAAGCUGGCAGUAACUUAAGAUCAUUACCUAACCCUUCUGUGUCUUGUGCCUUCCCACCUUUUAGAAUUCUUUCCCUGAGAAAAUUUAGGCGAGGGUGGUGGAUGGUGAGAUCAACAGAAUUGAGUCCCAUGGUGAACUCUGCUUCACCAGACAAUCCACAAUAAUACACCAUUACUCUGGGUCCAGGAUUUUAUUUUACUUUCCACAGUAAACAUGUACAUGUUACAUAACAAGAUACAUUUAAUAAUUACUAAAUAUAUUAUAAAUUUUGAACAUGUAUUCAAACUCCUUCAUAAUUUCCUCCCUUCUGCCUCAUUAUCCCGUGUCGAGCAGAAGCUACGUCUCCAUCUGCCCAGAACCCAGGAUGUUGCAUUAUUAGUGUAUGUUAAUGUGUUGGCAAAGAAAGAUUGACCACUUGUAUGUUGUUUCUUUUACUUUCCUGCCCCUCCUGUCCUAUCAUUCUCAUCCCUUGAACUUGAAUUACAGCAGGGAAGAAAAAUUGAAUAAAGGAGGGAAUUCAGACAUGUAAACAUCAUAUCUACUCAAUUCAUUUCUUUCCAUUUUCCUGGGAAAUUGCAAUGGAAACAACUUUUAUAUGUGCAUAUCAGUUUUAUAAUUCAUGUGAGAUAUUGCAAAUCACAAUGGAAUUAAAACACUGAAUAUUUUCUGGAAGAAGUUUUAUAUAAAAACUAAAUGAUCAAUUGGUUAGAUUACUCUAGCUUGAUAUCAAAAGAGUGUAGUAUCAAAUUAUAUCAUAAAAUACUAAUUCUGCUCAAAACAAGUGAAUUUAUUUUCCAUUUUUUAAUGUUUACUUAAUCACUGUAAAUAAAAUUUGUCAGAACUAAAAUUAAACAUAAUAAGCAUGGUUCUUUAUUUUCAAGAUAUUAACCUAUUUCUGAGAACAUAUAUUUGCAAAUAUUGAUACUGAGUUUUAGUGAAGAUAUGGCUGUGUGUUCCUUGGAGUCACCACCUGCUACAAUUUGUCAAUGUAUGGUUUUGGAGUGAAUUGCUGAAUAGACAAAAACUAUUGACUGUGUCUUUAUUCUCAAGUUUGGUUGCAGACUGCCAAUCAAAUUGUCAAUGGUAGCACAGGGUUUAAAAGCAAAAAUGCCCAUUGGCUGUGAUUAAAACCCUCCAGUAAAGAGCCUGCUAAUAUUGUAGUUUGUAUUUGUCUGUUCAUUUGUCACCUCUUAAUUCAACUCGAAAUGCAAGCUGGUUUAUAAUAUAACACAGAAUUAAUUUUAACCUGCUUUGUGAGUGUGAUUUUAUUCAUGCUUCAGAUACUUUGAGAAGGAAGAAAAUAGCAUUUAUUGAUUUGAAGUUUCUACUUCAGUUAACUGAGCAUUCCAAAAUUCAACACGUGCUUUGUUUUAACUAAACAGAAUAUAAUUUUUUAUCUAAUACUGAUCCUCCCCAGCUUAUGAAUGCCUGACUUGUAUACAGACCAUACAUAUCCCAACAAGUGUUUGGGAGACUGGUGGGAUGGGUUUGCCAGCUACUGUGGGGCUGUAGGCAUCUUCUGUUGUGUGGGAACUCUUCUCGGCUGCAUUUCCAACUUGCGAACAGUUUGGGUUACGAACAAUUCACAGCAAUGGAACCCUGCUGUAACCUGGGGAGGACUUGUAAGGGAGUAUUUAACACCAAUGGUUAACAAACAAAUGAGUUUGAUUUACCCUUAGUAAAUUGAUCUUCUGCAUUUAUGCAGUGGUAAUUUCCAUCUCAUCCACUGUAACUUCAGUAGUUAUGAUAAACAUGGUAUACUUUGCUAAUUUAAAAGACUGUUGUGAAUUUUAGUUACUGGUUUACCAUCAUGUCUAAUAAUAUGUCUUAACUUUGAAGGACAUGGCAGAUAU
Molecule: messenger RNA, 4672 nt
Organism: Pristis pectinata (smalltooth sawfish)
Lineage: Eukaryota; Metazoa; Chordata; Chondrichthyes; Rhinopristiformes; Pristidae
Gene: cep78
Product: centrosomal protein 78
Cellular component (GO): centrosome
Molecular function (GO): protein binding
Source: RefSeq, a predicted model, not a curated record